CGCCGCGUGGGCUGCUGGUUACCAUAGUAACCAGAGCCGCUGGCUGCGGCACUCGUGCCUGGAAUUCCGCAGCUUUUGUGCCCCGCGCCCGCGCGAGAGCGGUGGUCACUCGGAGCCCGCCAGCCGCUCUGCAUGAGGAGGGGACACCAGCGGGGGCCUAACAAUAGGGCCCUGCCGUGGCCUCACAGAACAGAAUGGAGGCAGUGACCAAAGAAACAGCGUUCCGGCGCUGCCCCAAGUCGGCUGCUUAUACCCCAGAGACCCGCAAGCUGCUCAAAGAGAUGAUGAAGGAAUCCAAACUAACCAGCUUCCAGCAGCGCUACCUCACGGACACUAUGAAAAGAGGAGACCCUUUGCCCCUACAGUGCAAUCCGACAUCCAGCCAGCAAGGCUCACCUUCCAAACAGCUGCCACCAGCCACCCACCUGCCUCCUGCCCUGGCAGCCCGGUCUCGCCUCCGGCCUGCCAGCAUGUGCCGAGCCAACGGGGCCUACAGCCGUGAGCAGUUCAAGCCUCGAGCCACCAGAGAUCUGGAAAAGGAGAAGCAAAGACUCCAAACUAUCUUUGCCACCGGGAAGGACCUGGCAGAAUGGAAAAGAAAGGCAGCCCCUGUGCCGCAGCAGGACCCAGCUCCUGAGCCCGACCGCUUUGAAGAACUUGUGAAGGAAGUCCAGGAGAGGAAGGAAUUCCUGGAUGCCAUGGAGGCCCUGGGGCAGGGCAAGAAGUACCAAGGAAUCAUCCUGGCUGAAAUCUCCCAGAAACUACGGGAAAUGGAAGACAUCGACCGCAGAAGGAGUGAGGAACUUAGGGAGGCUCUUGCCACCACUUAGUCAGAGGCGGCAGGGCAGCUCACACUGGAMCGCCGCAGCCCGCCCCUGUGCCAACCACGUCAUCCAGGCCAGCCACUCAUGUCAGAUGGCUGCCCAGCAUGGCACUGUCAUAGASUGCAGAUGCUGCUCAGGGAUGCUGGGGACUACGGGUGGGGUCUCAGAGCCACCCAAUGACAGGGCUUCAGAUCUUCUGGGGACAGACACAGCAACAGUGAAGGCCCAAGUCUCACCACCUUGGAAGUGCGUCUGAGGGCAUCUGUGGCUCUCUUCCCACCACCUCCAGCUCCUGUUCCUGCUCAGUUAGUUUCUAGACUUGGGGAUGAAGACGAGCCUUCCCUCCCGCCUGUCUUGGGAUCUACUUAUUUGAUGACUUAAAGCCUUGGCAAAUAUUUAACAACAGUGAUUAAUUGGCCAAUAAAACACAUUUAACGUGGGUCAUUACACGUACCACCUUGUUUUCACAGGGAUAACGCUUAUUUGCACAGAGUUAGACUUUGUCCAACAUGGACGGUUUCUAGUUGCCUGUUUGCACAUUUCAAGAGGAAAUGGGACUGACACUCUUGAGUACCCCAUGGCCAGUAGCCAUGGCAGGUGAACUUCAGUUAAUGAUCUCAACAGACGGCGUGAGGCUUCAUCA
Molecule: messenger RNA, 1467 nt
Organism: Urocitellus parryii (Arctic ground squirrel)
Lineage: Eukaryota; Metazoa; Chordata; Mammalia; Rodentia; Sciuridae
Gene: C5H22orf23
Product: chromosome 5 C22orf23 homolog
Source: RefSeq, a predicted model, not a curated record